Messenger RNA from Pseudonaja textilis, 1852 nucleotides. It is a transcript of the gene ALX4, whose product is annotated as ALX homeobox 4. Lineage: Eukaryota; Metazoa; Chordata; Lepidosauria; Squamata; Elapidae. Gene Ontology annotation, biological process: regulation of transcription by RNA polymerase II. Gene Ontology annotation, molecular function: DNA-binding transcription activator activity, RNA polymerase II-specific; RNA polymerase II transcription regulatory region sequence-specific DNA binding. The record is from RefSeq and is a predicted model, not a curated record.
AUGAAUGCUGAGAGUUGCGUGCCGUUCUGCGAUCCGACGGCUGCUACCAUGGAUUCCUUCUACAACGCCGCCUCGCAAGGCAGCGUCGACGGCUCCUCGCCUUUUAGGGCAUUUCCCGGCAGCAGCGACAAAUUCAGCUCCGCUUUCCUGGCCAGCAAAGGACAAAGCUUUGGAGACAGCGGCGGAGGAGGCGGCGGUAGCAGCGGCAGCAGCAACAACAGUCCCAAGCGCCGGAGCCGCUACAGCCAGCCGGAAUGUCCGUCUCUGGACGGCAGCGGCGCGCAGCAGCCACAGGCGCUCCCGACCGCCGCCGCCGCUUCCACCACCACCGCGGCCGCCGCCUUUAACAAGUACCACUUGCAGCCCCCGCCGCCGCUCUACGGGCAGCGCGGCUCUUGUAAAAGCCCCCCGAGCAGCAACCUCAAGUUGCAGGACGCCAGCGGCCACAACGGAGCCCUGCAGCUUUCUUGCUUCGCUAAAGAAAGUUCACUGGGAGAGACUGAAUUACAGCCAGGAUCUGAUUCUGCUGGAAUGGAUAGUAGUUAUCUCAGCGUGAAAGAGACCAGUGCGAAGACGUCCCAAGAGAGGGCAAGUAAUGAUCUUCCCAGUCCAAUGGACAAGACUGAUUCGGAGAGCAACAAGGGCAAGAAGAGGCGUAAUCGCACCACCUUCACCAGCUACCAGUUGGAAGAGCUGGAAAAGGUCUUUCAGAAGACCCAUUAUCCAGAUGUCUAUGCCAGAGAGCAAUUAGCCAUGAGGACAGAUCUCACUGAAGCCCGAGUACAGGUUUGGUUUCAGAACCGAAGAGCAAAAUGGAGAAAACGAGAGCGAUUUGGUCAAAUGCAACAGGUUCGCACACAUUUCUCCACUGCCUAUGAGUUGCCUUUGCUAACUCGGGCAGAAAACUAUGCCCAGAUACAGAAUCCUUCCUGGAUCGGCAACAACGGUGCCGCCUCCCCUGUGCCUGCCUGCGUAGUGCCCUGUGACUCGGUGCCUUCCUGCAUGUCUCCCCAUGCUCAUCCCCACACCACCGGAGGAGUCUCUGAAUUCCUGAGCGUCUCGGGUCCUGGCAGCCAUGUGGGGCAGACGCACAUGGGCAGCCUCUUUGGCAGCGCUGGCAUCAGCCCCAGCAUCAAUGGCUAUGAGUUGAACGGCGAGCCGGACCGCAAGUCUUCCAGCAUUGCAGCCCUGCGGAUGAAAGCCAAGGAGCACAGUGCCGCCAUAUCGUGGGCAACAUGACAGGGCUGCUGCUUUUGCCCUCGAGAAACGGACACCUCAAACAGGACAGAUGACCCAAACCCUCCGCUCUUGGACUGGGGGCAGUGUGCGCCCUCCUCAGAGGUCUGAAUGCAGCACUUUUCGCUUCCUUAGAGAGAAUGGCAUGGUGCCGAUUGCCGUUUUUGGAGUGUUUUAAGCAUGUAGGCCUUUUUUUAUCCCCUUUCCCAGGAACAGGAAUGUGGAAGUCAAGAGGGGAUAUUUCUCCUGCAUCAGACAAUCUUGAGUUUUCAAUUCCCCUUGUGCUGUUGUUCUCCUGAUUGCAAGUUUGCCGUUGUUCUUGCUCUAUCUAGCAUGAAAGCUGCCUCCCACCAAGGCUUCCAUCAUGCAAUCGUUGGCCUUUUUCCACAGAAAUAUUGGGGUGGGGUGAGGAUUCCAAAGUGUGCUGUCUUUCUUUUUAAAUAGUCCUGUAUUUUCCCAUGACAUCCUCCCUCCCUUCUUCCUUCCCCCCUCUCCUGCUCACAUUUUUGGCUACAGAAAGUCUAUUAAAGCGGAGGUGGGUGGGGGAGAAAUAGCUACACAGGGUUCCUUGAUUGGUAGCAUUAGGAGCCCUCCAUCUGGAAGUUCAUCUGAUUUC